Exophiala spinifera is the source of this 5493-nucleotide messenger RNA. RefSeq lists its product as uncharacterized. Bases 1 to 5493 code for a protein of 1830 amino acids. Gene Ontology annotation, molecular function: catalytic activity; phosphatidylinositol binding. The transcript has a single exon. Gene Ontology annotation, biological process: cell motility. NCBI's taxonomy places the organism in Eukaryota, Fungi, Ascomycota, Eurotiomycetes, Chaetothyriales, Herpotrichiellaceae. The record is from RefSeq and is a predicted model, not a curated record.
AUGGCGGAAACUGUUGAUGUGAGCCACAAGCCCAAAGCUGUCGAGUCCGAAGGCCUCAGCAAGUCGAACAAGAGCACACAUUUCGAGACGACUAUACCCAACGGCACAGUCAAUGGAAGCCCGGGCCCAGCUGUGGAGACGGUCGAGCCUCAGAGCGCAGUAUCGUCAAACAGAAACAACAGGUUCGCAAACGCAACUCCAAGAGACGGAUCCCCAGACAAGUUGGCUGCGUUCUCUCCGUCUUCAAAAGAGACUGUUGCACUCAAUAAGUCCCUCGGCUCUGGUCUGCAACUCUCUCCUACCGAGACUGAUGAGCAAGCGCCAGCUGUGAGGGACCCGGUUGAAUCAGAUGGUGCUCUCAAUGAUGCUACGACUUUUACAGCGGGAAGAAAGAGCGUCCAGUUUUCAAGAGAGACACAGGAGAUAGACAAUCAAACCACGCCUCCAGGAAUCAGUGGCGAGCACUCGGAGCAGGAUAAACCUCAGUCUUUGUACGCCAGGUUAAGAGCGUUGGCAAUUCCUCAGGGUUUCAGCCACUCAAGAUCCGCAAGUGUUUUAUCAGUUGGCGGUCGCUCGGCUGAUGGGAGGGAGGCUGAAGGGGCCCUCUCUGGACACAGUUCACGGAACGAGACUGGCCUAGCAGCGACGUUGGAGGAGGACAGUGGUGCGGAAGCUGAUGCUGACAAUGAUGCCGAGGAGAGUGCUCCUGAAUUUGGUGCUCAGCGAACCAUAGUUCGGAAACGACGUCGGCGGAUGCGACGUCUGGGUGAUGUCGAAACGGCCCCCUCAUCACCUUAUAGUCCCAUGACAGCUGAUCCUACGAGUGGCCCGCCCAAUUCUGACUCUGAUCGAUAUCCACACAAGUUGUCUAGAAGAGCCACCGAUACUGAUAUAUCGCCGAACCAGCUGGGGAUGUCCGAAGAUGAAGGGCGCAAACAUUUGGCCGUUGGUGGGGGGUGGACGCCUCGUCAUCCGCUGCGUGGACUUAGUUACGGCGGACAGAGAAGACCUGGGGACUCCUCACCUGAGGCAAGCCGAAGACCAUUGACACUCCUCGGCUUCGCCUCCAACACGAGCCCGCCUAAGGACGCAAACGAGAGCGAAGGUCAAACGCCCAAAACACUUUCUCGUCGAAAGAUGAUGACCGAACGAGGCACGACCUUGAGUGCCCAGAAGUGGCGCCAACUCAAGAAUAGUCUUCGCUUGCUCGGCCAAAGCAAGAAAAAGGAACGAACCCCCGAUCAUGAGAAAUCCGCCGAACUUUUAGCUGAGCUCACCGCUGGUGCACCAGCCGCGUUGAUACUUGCAAGCAUGUUCCAACGAGAUGAACACAAUCACCGCAGAAUACCAGUGCUGUUAGAGCAGCUCAAGGUGCAAAUCACCGACAGUGAAGACGCUAGCAACAAGAAGACUGGUGAUGAUAAGCACAUCAUAUUCAGGAUCGAACUAGAGUAUGGCAAUGGCAUGAACAGAAUGAAAUGGGUUGUUAGGCGCUCUCUCUUCGAUUUUGUGAAGCUGCACUCAAGGUAUAAAGUGUCAAACCUUGGUGGCAGGGGUGGACAAAAAUCAAAAUUGCCGCCCUUCCCACGCAGUACUUUUCCUAUACUGAAAGGUCUACGAUGGGCUCAGGAAUACUUGAAGGUUUUCGACGACGAGGUGGAAGAGGAUGACGAGCCCGUGAACGACAACGAAGCUGGCACAGAGACAGACAACGAAAGAGCAGCUACAAGACCACAGUUUCGGCCCCGCUUGACUCUGAAUCGACGCAAGUCAAGCCUAGCGGGCCAAGGAGAUGCUGCAGGCAAUGCCGAACGAGACAUACGAUAUGCCAACAAGCAGCGGAAAAAGCUCGAGCAAUAUUUGCAGAACAUGAUCAAAUUCAUGCUUCUCCGGCCGGACUGUAACCGGCUGUGUAAGUUUCUGGAAAUAUCUGCACUAGGCAUGAGGCUCGCGGCCGAGGGGAGCUACCAUGGCAAAGAGGGCUUGCUUAACAUUCGUUCUGCCAAGGGGGUGGACUUUAGGAAGGCUCUUACUCCCCAUGAAGUCUAUCGGAGACACAGCGCGAAAUGGUUCAUGGUGCGACACAGCUACGUAGUAUGCGUUGAUUCUCCGGAAGAAAUGCACAUCUACGACGUGUUUUUGUUCGACUCUGACUUCCGAAUACAGUCUUCAAAGCCGAGAAAAGGAGAGCAGAGGGGCGCGAGGGAACUUGCUGAAUUGAUCGGAGAGUCUGCAAAACAUCCACAGCAUCAUCGCUUAAAGCUGGUAAAUUCCGAGAGGAAGCUAAAGUUGCUGGCGAGAAAUGAACGGUUACUGCACCAAUUUGAAGAAUCCAUUCGGAAGAUGAUCACGACGUCGCCCUGGGUCAAAGAAAACCGAUUUGAAAGCUUUGCACCAGUAAGACCAAACUGCUUUGCUCAAUGGCUAGUGGAUGGGCGAGAUCACAUGUGGGUUCUGUCGAGAGCUAUCAAUCAAGCUAAGGAUGUCAUCUACAUCCACGACUGGUGGUUGAGUCCAGAGCUUUACUUGCGAAGGCCACCAGCUAUCAGCCAGAAAUGGCGCCUCGAUCGGCUCUUGAAGAGAAAGGCCGAGGAAGGUGUGAAAAUCUUCGUCAUCGUCUAUCGAAAUAUUGAAUCCGCCAUCCCAAUCGACUCACAGUAUACUAAGUUCUCAUUACUUGACCUGCACCCAAAUAUCUUCGUGCAGAGAUCUCCUAACCAGUUCCGGCAGAACACUUUCUUCUGGGCACACCACGAAAAGAUUUGCAUCGUCGACCACACUCUCGCCUUUGUUGGCGGUAUUGAUUUGUGCUUCGGCAGAUGGGAUACUCCCCAGCAUACUCUCGUUGACGACAAACCUACUGGGUUUGAGUUGGGUGAUCAACCGAAGGAUGUUGAUCACUGUCAAUUGUGGCCGGGCAAGGACUAUUCCAACCCACGAAUCCAAGAUUUCUACGCUCUGAACAAACCAUAUGAGGAAAUGUACGAUCGCACUAGGGUUGCUAGAAUGCCAUGGCACGAUAUUUCUAUGCAGGUCGUUGGCCAACCUGCGCGAGACCUCACUCGGCACUUUGUGCAGAGAUGGAACUAUAUUCUGAGACAGCGCAAGCCUACCCGACCAACGCCUUUCCUUCUACCUCCUCCGGACUUCAAUCCGGCCGACUUGGAGGCACUCGGACUUGAUGGCACGUGCGAGGUUCAAAUCCUGCGGUCCGCUGGCCCUUGGUCAUUGGGUACUCCCGACAAGACGGAGCACAGCAUCAUGAACGCCUACGUUAAGCUUAUCGAGGAGUCUGAACACUUCGUUUACAUCGAGAACCAGUUCUUCAUCUCCAGUUGUGAGACAGAGGGUGCGACGGUCCACAACAAGAUUGGAGACGCUCUUGUGGAACGUAUUACUCGAGCAGCCAAAGAUGAUGAAGCGUGGAAAGCAGUAAUCAUAAUUCCCUUGAUACCUGGGUUCCAGAACACUGUCGAACAAGAAGGCGGUACCAGUGUGCGUCUGAUCAUGCAGUAUCAGUAUCGCAGCAUUUGUCGCGGAGAGUCUUCAAUCUUCGGACGCCUGAGGUCUGCUGGGGUAGAACCCGAGGACUAUAUCCAGUUCUAUAGUCUGCGUCAGUGGGGUCGAAUCGGACCCCGUAAAACGCUGGUGACGGAACAACUCUAUAUCCAUGCCAAAUGUAUGAUUGUGGAUGACAGGAUCGCUCUGAUCGGUUCUGCAAACAUCAACGAGCGGUCAAUGCUGGGUAAUCGGGACUCUGAAUGCGCAGCUGUGGUCCGAGAUACAGACAUGGUCUGGUCACGGAUGAACGGCCGACCAUAUCAAGUUGGCCGAUUUCCUCAUACAUUGCGUAUGCGAUUGAUGCGUGAACAUCUUGGUCUCGAUGUGGACAAGAUCAUGGAAGAGGCUCAAGCGAUGGAAACAGAGCGGGGCAAAUCCGAGGAUUCUGAGAAACCCGCCAAAGCACGGUCACCCAGUGACACACUUGCGAGCCCGGCCUCGGAGCUGAACGAUAUGGUCAGUCCGCUGGAUGGAGCACUGGAUGUUCGCGAGAUGCGCGAAGAACUCCUGCAGCGAUCAGAGGACUUGAGGAGUUUCAAUCAUGAUGUCGACUGGGAGCAAGCAGACAACCCCAAUCUGAAGAGUAACCGCAAAUUGACGGAAGACUCGAGAGUGACUGGCAAUGCUCAGCACAAGUUGGACGUUGAAGGCAAGGGCUUUGAUCACAUGGAAGAGCUUAAUGCCGAGGGAUAUGGCGUGGGCAGAGAUACCGUGGUGGUCAAAGGAAACAAGGAGGUUUUGGUCGCCCAACUCGACCCGGAAGGCAAAAAGACUCUCCAAAAGCCAAGGUUGCAUGGUGAGGAUUAUCGCAAGUCCUCAUAUGUGGUCAAAAGAGAAACGCCAGACCCUCCGCUACCUCCCAGGCCAUCAGCUGUGCGAAUGAACACAGAACAACUCGGGCUAACCAUGCUAUCACAAUUGCCUGCUCUGCCACAAGAGGAUGACACUGAUAUCGGCGGGCCUCCUCUUGCACAGACUGCCUCAAAAGAUUCCUCCCGUGGUCGUCAUCCCUUGGCGGCUGAUUUGAGACGUCCACUUGUGGAUCGUGAUUGCAUGAUGGAUCCCGUACAUGAUGCCUUCUUGUACGACACGUGGCAUGCGAUUGCCGAGAACAAUACGAAAAUCUACAGAAGCGUCUUUCGGUGUAUGCCUGACAAUCAAGUUCGGAAUUGGGAUGAUUACCACCAAUAUGUUGCAUAUGGGCACAGAUUUGACCAGCUUCAGGGAAAUGAUGUUCCGGCUGAGGAAACUGUUCCACAUCCGCAUCGGUCAGGAACUGGAGCAGAGUCAAGGACGGGCCCCCCAGGUGCUAGCAUCAAUACCAAGACGCCAGGUGCGCAGCAGAUUAAAGCGCUCACCAGUUUGCCGAAAGAUCUUGAGAAGAAGACGAGCGACCUGAAAGACAAGGUCAAAGAUGCAGUUGGCGAAAAGACCAAACUGGACAAAGAAAAUUCGGAAAAGGCCAAACUCCGCGAAUGGGCUGCUCAGGUAAAUGACGCUCAAGCCGAAAGGCAGAACAAGCCCACACUCCAUAGGCAGGAGACGUUGACAGAGGAGAAGCUUGGACUGCCUACGGUCCCUGAAGUGUUCACGUUCGAACAAGAAGGCAGUGGUGAUGGCGAGGAAGAUAGUGUAGGUACCGAUAUCGCAAACGGCACCUCAAGCACUGCUACUGCGGUCGACAAAGAGAAGUCUUCUGUCCCCGGGACACCACCAACUAGCAAUGGUCCUUUCGUCGGAUACUCGGAUGCAGUCAAUCAGAAUGGGGCUCCCGCUGUUGGUACUGGGACGACUCGCCGACGAAGGAGGGCUACCACUAGGUCUAGUAGACGUGACUUUAGUGCCAGUGACGAUAUGCUCAGCAUUGAGGAAGCGGAGGAGUUGCUUGGAAGUGUGCAAGGGCAUCUCGUUGUUUGGCCUUAUGAUUGGUAA